Messenger RNA from Peronospora matthiolae, 1275 nucleotides. The record is from the annotation of a GenBank genome assembly. Lineage: Eukaryota; Oomycota; Peronosporomycetes; Peronosporales; Peronosporaceae.
AUGGACUGGGAGAAAAUAUGCAGCUUGAUCAGCUUGUCGGUCAAGAUUCCCCACGCAGCCUCACACGCCUUUGAACUACUCGAGCAGCUUAUAAUGAAUAAGGUCUGGGAUAGAAGUGGGAACAAAAAGCUUAUCCGCUUCUGCUACACGAAGACGAUCAUGUUUGCCAUGAAAAGGUGUGAUCCAUGUGAUUCAUGGACACCCUCGAGACCGAUUGAAUUACUCUGCUUUAUGUUUGAUGCGUUUUACCCCGAUUCACCCGACUUUGUGGUUGAACGCUUGCGUUUUCUGGGUGGUAUGACUGUCGUAUCGAAGCAAUUGCUGUUGAACCAGGCGAUGCAAGAGAUCUCUAACGGUCUCGUUCUGGCGGCGUUUGAAGCAUUGACGCGGAUGUUACGCGAGCACACGGGAUCUGAGCAAUCAUUUCAGUCUACGGCCUGGCUUGAUAUUCUUCGAUACGGUUUGCUUCCCAUUGGUUACGACUUGCUAAACGAUAUGGAUCCCAACCGAUAUGGCCGAGCUGUACAUGUCGGUAACGAUGAGGAGGAGAACAGCUCACCCUUCUUGUACUACUGGCGACAACUCGCGUCAUUUGACGAAGAUGUAUUACCGUCGAUUCUUGCUGAUGUGUCGUUCCCCAACGACACUUCUUGUACCGCUGGACGACGACGUCGAUCAUCAAUAUUGAAAGACCCGUUAGCACUUCGGCCACAUGUGGUGGUGGUCCAGUUGGUUUCGCUCGUAGUUUGCGAGGAGUUGACAAACCUGCAGAUGUGCUCCGAGUUUCUGGCUGUGUGGGAAAGCGUGUGUGAGCUGCUGGUGGGGCUGCUUGAGCAUACUGUGAUCGAUAGUGUUUCGUCCUCCGCGGAUGGGCCUGCAAGUGGCGAAGUCGCGAUUGCGACAUUGGAGCGCCGAAGCGUGCUUUCAGCCCAUGAAGAGAUUCUCGAACACAGUAAAGGAAUUGUGAGACGCUUGGCAGUGCUUCAAGACGAGAUCCAGAAGCAAAAUGGUGCAAAAGAGCAAGAGACACCAAAGCUGGAGGAUACAUUCGAAGCGGGACAGCUUGAUGUCUUAAUGCAGGUGCUGGAAGACAAGUGUCGCUCGUAUUCUACUUUACUGAAGCAGCUUUUUCCCGUGAAUGACGACACAAUGUCAAGCGGUGGAUGCACCCCUCGUGUCGACGAGACCAGCGGAGAACCUUCCGAGGAGCAAAGCGAUAACGAUGUGGCGACUUAUGGUGGAAGGCACGUAGACUUGACGUUUGUGGGAGCAUAA